AUGGCUACUGAAAAGAGCCAAGAUUUCAAUAUAACUAGUGUUGGAUAUUAUAAGCGAGACAAUGAAACGAAUGUUACUGUUGAUGUUCAACCCAAAUUCGCCAAUUCAAAUUACGAUCGUCUUAUGGAGUUUCAAGAGCCCGGAGACUAUAUACAAGAAAUUGACAUGAAUCUAGGGAGCCCAGAAGUUCCACACGAUGGAAAAUUGAGAAUUUUUUUGAAUCUCUACUCAAUUAUAUUUCGAUCAAAGGCGAGAUUUGUAAAUCCAACUGUUUACAUUGUCAGUCAUAUGGGAAUGAUUUUCAUGUCAUACAAGAAAUUGGAGAAGGCGGAUCCGGAAAUCGAUGAAGAAGAUCAAAAGAAAAAGGAUAUAGCCAGAAAGAAGGCAAUGGAAUAUACGGCCGGUGCAAACUUUGCUCAUUAUUGGACAAAGAAAUCGGAAAACGAAGAGAUUCCGGAGGACUAUGCAACGUCGAAUUGUAAAGCAGUCAUGAAGUGCGACGUCGAAGUUGGUGGCAAAAAAGAACUCGUUGUUUAUUCGGCUCAUAUCGAUGCUCUUGAAAAAGAAUCGGGAAAACAUGUCUCAACAAGAACAACCAGAAGAACUAACUUCUGGACAUAUCUACACUGGAAAAUGUUUUUCGGAAAUGACUCAACGAUGGUACUUGGUGCCGGAUCAGUGUCUCUUGAAUUAUCGAAUUGGGCUUUACGUUCAAUCGAAGCUUUGAAAUUCGAAGACGUUUUCGCGAAAAUGGAGAAAAUCAGGCGAGAGAAAAAUGAGGAGAGAGCCCAAUGCGAAGAAUUCAAAAAAGCCCCAUUCCAAAAAUGGACGAUGGAUCAAGGGAAGGAACGGUUUCGGCAAUUUUUAAGCCAAGUGAAGAAUGCCUGCACUCAUUCGGACGGUUGUUUCCUGGCCACAGAAGCAAACAAAAUGUGGCAUUUUGAAAAAGUCGACGAAGAACAUGAUGAGAUUCGGGAGUUUGCGAGUUUGGUCAAGACAAAAAUGGCUGUUUGGAAAAUCAAUUUCCCCAAUGAAUGCUCAUAA
This is a messenger RNA of Caenorhabditis briggsae, 1044 nucleotides long. Gene Ontology annotation, molecular function: mRNA 5'-diphosphatase activity. The record is from RefSeq and is a predicted model, not a curated record. The transcript has 5 exons. The coding region runs from base 1 to 1044 and encodes 347 amino acids. Gene Ontology annotation, cellular component: nucleus; cytosol. Gene Ontology annotation, biological process: nuclear-transcribed mRNA catabolic process; NAD-cap decapping. NCBI's taxonomy places the organism in Eukaryota, Metazoa, Nematoda, Chromadorea, Rhabditida, Rhabditidae.